Coccomyxa subellipsoidea C-169 is the source of this 1446-nucleotide messenger RNA. RefSeq lists its product as hypothetical. Lineage: Eukaryota; Viridiplantae; Chlorophyta; Trebouxiophyceae; Coccomyxaceae. The record is from RefSeq and is a predicted model, not a curated record. Bases 1 to 1446 code for a protein of 481 amino acids. The transcript has 9 exons.
AUGACUCGAAGCAUUUGGCAGGGGUUAUCUAGAUACCUCGCAGCUCUCGCACUGAUUGGCCUUUGCUGGGCGAUCAGCAUCCACGCUGACGAUGGACUGUCCGCACUUCUUGAAUCGCACUACCAGCACAGCGGUGGUGCAGCCUCUCACCGAAAUGUGGACUUUGCGUCCCAACUUAAUCUGGAUAGGGACCCUGCUGAGAUCCUAGCAGAAGCAGAUCUGAGCUUUAAGGCUCCCAGCACCUAUGAGAUAACUGAGCAGCGCCCAAAAUACAGUGGGGCCGUGACAAGCGCCUACAAUCGGGUGCACUCAGUGAGCACAGCGCAGAAGUGCUCUCUGGAGGAGAUCAGGCUACUUGCGCGAGCAGCAGAGGGGGAGGCGGUGAAUCUCACUGAGAUGGGAACGCCUGAGGAUGUGGGCGGAGGGCAGAAGGAGGGAGCGCCGCGUCAGACACGGCCGCUGACAGUCGCUGACCUGGCGGCGGCUGUCCCUUCGAACCGCGCGCAUUUACCCCUGGUCAUUGCUGGCCGAGAGUGGCGCCAGGGUAUGCGGGCGGUAAUUGCACUAGCCAAGGAGCCGAGCACGGAAGAUCAGUUAGAGGCGGCGGCGGCAAAUGAGACGUGGGUGGCUUAUCCAGACGACAGCCCCCGCCGCAGCCCCUUCUUUGCCGGGGACUCUCGCGCUGCCAUGGCGCUUGGAGAUACCUACAAGUGGCUGCUCUACGGCGACGAUGACACUGUCUUCUUCCCGGAAGCUGCCAUGCAGCUGCUGGCCAGCUUCGACCCGGAGCUUCCCUACGCCAUCACUGACAACAUAUUGUUUGCGCAUAUGACAGGCUUCCACCCGCCUGGCUCCCCCUUCAAGCCGGCGGCGUGGAACUUUGCAUCGCCGCGCGGCUGCCCUUGCACGCCCACGCUGCUCUGCGCUGCCGAGUCGGAGCGGCCCCUCUACGGCGUGGCCGCUCGCGGCUGCACCGACCCACCUCCGCCCAAAGCCGCCACCUACGCAAUCCACGGUGGUGCAGGCGCCAUACUGAGCGUCGGGCUCAUGAGGCGGCUGAACCGGACGCAGUUUGAGAGCUGUGUGCUCUCCCUCAAAUCCACAGGAGGAGAUGCAUUCUUCACGAUCUGCCUGUGGCGGGCAGGCUACGCGCCGACGGACCCCGGCUAUUCAGUGUUCAACCCCGAGGCGCGCAUUUUCGACCCCUUCCAAUGGGAGUGGGGGAACGACAGCGAUGGGGAGGCCAGGAUCAUGCGAGCUCUGGAGGACUCCAAAUCUGGAUCCUGUGACCACCAGUGCCAGCUGCGGCUGGACAUGAUGGUGAGCGCGCAUGUGCGCUCGCGGUGGAAGGGCGUUCCCUACGCCAGCGCCCAGAUCACCAAGCUGACUAAGGCGUACAGGCAAUGGUCCCGCCAGAGGCAGCAGCAGCCGACAGCUGAUUUCUAA